GCUUAUAUAUCUUUUUCAGACAAAAUUGUGUUAUAGAUUUUGAUAAAAAUGUAACCAACAAAUCAUAUUUUACGGAGCAAAAACUUCACGAAGAUCUCAAUCUUAAAGUAUUGAAUAUCAUUAGAAAAUGUCCGGCCGCGUUACAACAUAAGUUGCCAACUGUACAGGACAAUGAAGAUGAUAAAAAACUGAGUACUAUAGCUACUGAGAUAAAAGAUAAAAAUAAAAAAAGACAAAACGAGGAGAAAAAACAAAAUCAAACGAAGAAAAAAAAGAAAAAAUCCAAAAGAAGAAACAGCGAAUGCGAUGAGAUUAAAUCUAAAAAUCCUUUAGAAGAAUGGCAAAGACAGAAGAAUUUGAAUAAGAUAUAUUUCCAAUUACCAAAUAUCGCACCGAAACCAGUUGAAAGUGGAAAAUCAAAUACUUCGAAAGAUAAAAUAUCUAAUAAAAAAAUAACAAAAAAACCAACUAGUAAUCCAGUAAUCGAUUUAACAGAAUUUGAUGACACACUCGAAAGUGUUAACACACCGAUAAUAACAAAAGUAUUCUCGUUAGCAGACGCAAACAAAACGAAUCCACAAAAUGUGAUAUCACCGAUUUUGUUAUCAGAAAAGAAUACUUUUAAUUCAGAUUUAGCGACAUUAACUAGGGUGCAAACUGAUGUGGGUAGUCCGAAUUUACAGCAAGUUAACAAAAUGUCUGUCAGUUUGGCUGGCAAACAGAUUGUUGUACAGAAAUCUGCAGGUAAGGUCAUUCAGAGGUCAGUUUUAUUAGACGCAUAUCUAUUAUACAGGGUGGCCCAUAAGUCCUUUGAUAUGAAAAAAAUUUAUUAAAAUAAAACUAAUUAC
Molecule: messenger RNA, 848 nt
Organism: Papilio polytes (common Mormon)
Lineage: Eukaryota; Metazoa; Arthropoda; Insecta; Lepidoptera; Papilionidae
Exons: 2
Source: RefSeq, a predicted model, not a curated record